This is a messenger RNA of Rhizoctonia solani, 2613 nucleotides long. RefSeq names its product valine-tRNA ligase. The transcript has 10 exons. The coding region runs from base 1 to 2613 and encodes 870 amino acids. NCBI's taxonomy places the organism in Eukaryota, Fungi, Basidiomycota, Agaricomycetes, Cantharellales, Ceratobasidiaceae. The record is from RefSeq and is a predicted model, not a curated record.
AUGUCUAAUCCUCCCCGCUUCAAUAUCGUGGUCUGGAAUACUAACCGACCCGAGCGCCCUCAUCGAGAGCGCCCCAACACUCGGGCACCUAACAAUUUCUCACAUGUCAUGAAUUUCGGUCACAACCGGGAUUCAAAUCCGCCCUCUUCUUCCCCUUCUGCUUCUCCACCAUCCACAUCGACCUCCUACUCGUACUCGCAUUCAGAUUCGUACUGGGACUCAUACACCAACCCGUACCAGAACAAUCAACCCCAGAUGGAAAUAUCAACUCCUGCCAGUCCGCACUUAUCGCCUAUUGAACAACUUGCCCCUUUCUCCAGCUGUGAGAUUUCGGACGCUUUGAUCAAAAUUGGCCUCACGCACAAUGCAAAGGACGCACCGAUCCAGCGCGGAGGGUAUAUACCUGAUAUCAAUAUGUUGUCCCCGUCACCCACAGUCGGUGACGGACAGAACACGAGGAUUUGCGGUUACGCCUAUACUGUCAAGAUGGUAAGAGGUGAUGAUUUACAUGCGCCCAAACCCUCGCAGCACUUCGUCGAUGCAGCCCCGUCAGGAUCCAUAGCAGUGAUUUCCGUCCCACCAAAUGUCAAGUCUGCUGCAUGGGGUGGCCUCAUGACUGCAGGGGCACAAUUCCGGGGCGUAAACGGAGUUAUCAUUGACGGCAGAGUCAGGGAUCUCAUCGAACAUCGCGCGGCCGGUUUCCCCGUUUUUGCCCGGGGUCACUCUACAUUGGGCCAAUCGCCAUUUACACGUCCAUCGGAGCUAAACGUUCCGGUGACAAUCUUACCACGUUCAGAUUUUGAAAAUGCUUUCGAAAACACGUUUUCUGCCGUUGAGGUACACCCAGGUGAUAUUAUAGUGGCUGACAUUGAUGGCGUCGUAUGCAUACCGCGAGAACUACUUGCAAAUGUUAUCGAUAGCUGCCGCUACUCGAAGCAAGUGGAUGAGAAAUGCAUGAUCGAUAUCCAACAGGGCCGUAGCAUACAAGAGACAUUCCAACAUUGGCAAGCUCAAAAGUUAUGGGAAGAAAGAGCGCAAAAUGCAUUAAAUGAAUUGGAAACGGGGAGGAGUCGGCCUUUGAGGAUUGGGGUCUGGGGAGAUGCACUGUCUGGGGCUAGCGAAAUUAUUACUGCGUUGUUGGACGAUCCGCUUUCUGACGAUACAGUCCAGAGGCAUUUGCUACAUCGGAGAUGGGACGCAGCGGUACAAAAUCAAGUCAUUCAUAUCAGGAAGAACUCCUUUGCUUCGUGGGACGGGCAAGUUUUGGGUAUCAAAUCCAAUUGGCUUCAAAAUAUAAACGGGGAGAUCAUCGAAUGCCGCGGCAGGAAUGCGCUUGAUACUCUCCUAUCUUGUGACCACAUCAUACUCGUCACCGACAAUUUGCGGAGGAUUUCUGCGCCGGGAUUACAAGAAGCCAUAUACGCACUGGCUCACGCACCUUCCGUUAGUUUGGUAGUCACCGAGCGAGCUUCAGGAGUACCCACAGUGCCGGAUGAGUUUAACGGACUUAAACCCACUAUGAUUAAGCCCAAUCUGGCUAUCGGCGGUCUUGACGCAUUCUCAAAGGGAGAUGUAAGCCAAUACCAGACUCUGCUGAUGGCGUCAGGUCUGCCCCAAUUCACCCAGCAAAUCUCGAGCAUGUAUGCAGAAUCCAAUCAACCAUCUUCGCCUUCAUCAACAGCAUCCCGAGCGGCGGUUCGUACAUCGACCUAUAUAGCCCGAAUGACUUUUUCAGCAUGUGAAUCCGCGAUCGAUAACGCUCAACAGUCGCUUGUGGACAUGGUAACACCUCUUGUGCCCUUGAAAACAGAGGUCUCAAAAAUCAGUUUGGAUGCAACACAGUCCACCUUACGUGGGUCUACUACAGUCCACGAGGGCAUCUCAUCCGUUGAAGCGCGGCUCAAGAGUGCAUUCCUUCGUUUGCCCUGGUACUCGCUAUGGUGGCGCGCAGACGAAGUCUCGAGUGUAUUGGGAGAAGCCAUCUCUUGGAGCUCCCUUGGUACCCAACUUUCGUUCCAUUCAGGUCGCCUUGCCAUUAUUCGCGAGCAAAUGCAUAGCAAAGCUCAAGACUUAGCCAAGUUGUCCCCUCUACUAAAGAAUCAACUCGCUCAGAUUCAUGCUCGUACCACGAUCAAUUCCGGUGCACUCUCCUCUCCUCUUUUUCAGCGUACAGCCCAAUUACUCGCACCUGGCGGGCCGGCCGAAGACGCACAAAGAAAAGCUCAGGCUGCCGUAGUGGCUGCAGCCGCCAAUAUUCUAGGAAGUGCAGCUCUGAGCGCGAGCUUAUUUUCCAUCGGGAGUAUAAGUGGCGGAACAGCUAUAGGCGCAGGACUACUCGGGAGUGUAGCUUCUGUUCGAUGGAUGCAGAGUAUGUGGGCGCGUGCAGAGAAGAGGUGGUGGGCGGACUGGUCGAGGGUGUGCGCAGGGCUAGAACGGGAAUGUGAGGCCAAUCUCGAUCAGGUAAUUCACGAACGGGUUAUGGGAUCAGUAACAGCUGGAAUCCAAGGGAUAGAGGCCCUUUCUGCGCGACGGACAGAAAUUAUAUCCGCGUUGAAACAAGAGAUGUCAGAGAUUGACAAGGACCUCGUAGUUCUGGAACAGAGGUUAAAAUGA